Molecule: messenger RNA, 6578 nt
Organism: Harpia harpyja (harpy eagle)
Lineage: Eukaryota; Metazoa; Chordata; Aves; Accipitriformes; Accipitridae
Gene: DNMT3A
Product: DNA methyltransferase 3 alpha
Exons: 23
Coding region: 186-2990 (934 amino acids)
Biological process (GO): negative regulation of DNA-templated transcription
Cellular component (GO): cytoplasm; nucleus
Molecular function (GO): DNA (cytosine-5-)-methyltransferase activity
Source: RefSeq, a predicted model, not a curated record
GUGGGCGAGCCUCAACCGGGGGCAGGAGGAUCCAGGCAGGCGGCGGGACGCAGGGGCUGGCCGCUGCGGCGGGCGACGGCUCCCGGACCCCCUCCUCGGCGCAGAGAGCCAGAGCGCGGCGGCGGCGGGGUCCGCUUUGGUGCUGAAGAGGCGACGGUCCCAGGCGCCCGCCCUCGCUCCCCACCAUGCCGUCCAGCGGGACCCUCGACGCCAGCAGCCCCGCUCCGAACCGCGAGGCGCUCGACACGCACAAGGGGGAAGAGGAGCCCGAGGAGAACCAGAGCAAGGAGGAGAAGCAGGAGCCGGGGACGCCCAUGAGGAAAGCCGGGCGGCCCGGGCGGAAGCGCAAGCAUGCCCAGGUGGAAAGCAGUGACACCCCCAAAGACAUCGCGGCCGUCCCCAAGUGCCCCCCGCCCUGCCCAGAGGCCAGCCCCGCCGAGCCGCUGCCCAACGGGGACGUGGAGGGGGACGGUGCCCAGUGGAAGGGCGCAGAGGAGGGCGGCACGAGCCCUAAGGGCGGGCGCCCCGAGGAGGACGAGACGGAGAGCCUGCCGGACGGCGAGACGGGCCGGGCGCUGGAGAACGGCCGCUGCACCCCCAAGGAGGGCCUGGACGCCCCGGCCGAUGAGGGUGAGCUGGCCCCUUCCGACCCCCAGAAGAAACGCGGGAGGAGGAAACUCCUGGAGGCCGCAGAGAAAAGCAAGGAAGAGAAGGAAGAAAACAACUUCGACACCCUGAAAAUGGAGGGCUCCCGCGGGCGGCUGCGCGGCGGGCUGGGCUGGGAGUCGAGCCUGCGGCAGCGGCCCAUGCAGCGGCACACCUUCCAGGCUGGGGACCCCUACUACAUCAGCAAGAGGAAGCGGGACGAGUGGCUGGCCCGUUGGAAGAGGGAGGCGGAGAAGAAGGCAAAGGUGAUCGCUGUCAUGAACGUGGUGGAGGAGACGCCGCGGGCAGAGCCCCAGAAGGAGGAGGAGGCCAGCCCCCCCGCCUCGCAGCAGCCCACCGACCCUGCCUCGCCCAACGUGGCCACCACGCCUGAGCCAGUGGUGGCCGACGCCGUCGACAAGAACACCUCCAAGUCGGCCGACGACGAGCCCGAGUACGAGGAUGGCCGGGGCUUCGGUAUCGGCGAGCUGGUGUGGGGCAAGCUGCGCGGCUUCUCCUGGUGGCCCGGGCGCAUCGUCUCCUGGUGGAUGACGGGCCGGAGCCGGGCGGCCGAGGGCACCCGCUGGGUGAUGUGGUUCGGGGACGGCAAGUUCUCGGUGGUCUGCGUAGAGAAGCUCUUGCCGCUCAGCUCCUUCGCCAGCGCCUUCCACCAGGCCACCUACAACAAGCAGCCCAUGUACCGCAAAGCCAUCUACGAGGUGCUGCAGGUGGCAAGCAGCAGAGCAGGGAAGAUCUUCCCGGCAUGCCCCGAAAACGACGAGACGGACACCUCCAAGGUGGUGGAGAUCCAGAACAAGCAGAUGAUCGAGUGGGCCCUGGGCGGCUUCCAGCCCUCCGGCCCCAAGGGCCUGGAGCCCCCCGAAGAGGAGCGAAACCCCUACAAAGAAGUUUACACGGAGAUGUGGGUAGAGCCAGAAGCAGCCGCCUACGCACCGCCCCCGCCCGCCAAAAAACCCAGGAAAAGCACAACAGAGAAGCCCAAGGUCAAGGAGAUCAUCGACGAACGCACCCGAGAGCGGCUCGUUUACGAGGUCCGGCAGAAAUGCAGAAACAUCGAAGACAUCUGCAUCUCCUGCGGGAGCCUCAACGUGACCUUGGAGCACCCUCUAUUUAUCGGAGGAAUGUGCCAAAACUGCAAGAACUGCUUCUUGGAGUGCGCAUACCAGUACGACGACGAUGGCUACCAGUCCUACUGCACCAUCUGCUGCGGUGGCCGCGAGGUGCUCAUGUGCGGCAACAACAACUGCUGCAGGUGCUUCUGCGUGGAGUGCGUGGACCUGCUGGUGGGCCCGGGGGCGGCCCAGGCGGCCAUCAAGGAGGACCCCUGGAACUGCUACAUGUGCGGCCAUAAGGGCGUCUACGGGCUGCUGCGGCGGCGGGAGGACUGGCCCUCGCGCCUCCAGAUGUUCUUCGCCAACAACCACGACCAGGAGUUUGACCCGCCGAAGGUGUACCCGCCGGUGCCGGCCGAGAAGAGGAAGCCCAUCCGGGUGCUCUCGCUCUUCGACGGCAUCGCCACAGGCCUGCUGGUGCUGAAGGACCUGGGCAUCCAGGUGGACCGCUACAUCGCCUCGGAGGUGUGCGAGGACUCCAUCACCGUGGGCAUGGUGAGGCACCAGGGCAAGAUCAUGUACGUCGGGGACGUCCGAAAUGUCACCCAGAAACACAUACAGGAGUGGGGCCCCUUCGACCUGGUGAUCGGGGGGAGCCCCUGCAAUGACCUCUCCAUCGUCAACCCGGCCAGGAAGGGGCUCUAUGAGGGCACUGGGCGGCUUUUCUUCGAGUUUUACCGCCUGCUCCACGAAGCCCGGCCCAAGGAGGGCGACGACCGGCCCUUCUUCUGGCUCUUUGAGAACGUGGUGGCCAUGGGGGUGAGCGACAAGAGGGACAUCUCGCGCUUCCUGGAGUCCAACCCCGUCAUGAUUGAUGCCAAAGAAGUGUCUGCAGCACACAGGGCACGGUACUUCUGGGGGAACCUUCCCGGGAUGAACAGGCCACUCGCGUCCACAGUCAACGAUAAGCUGGAGCUGCAGGAGUGCCUGGAGCACGGCAGGAUAGCAAAGUUCAGCAAAGUGCGAACUAUCACCACUCGCUCCAACUCCAUCAAGCAGGGCAAGGACCAGCAUUUCCCCGUCUUCAUGAACGAGAAGGAGGACAUCCUGUGGUGCACGGAGAUGGAGAGGGUCUUCGGCUUCCCAGUGCAUUACACAGACGUGUCCAACAUGAGCCGCCUGGCCCGGCAGAGACUGCUCGGCAGAUCCUGGAGCGUGCCGGUGAUCCGCCAUCUCUUUGCUCCCCUGAAGGAAUACUUUGCCUGCGUUUAAGAGAGACAGACAGGAACUGGUGACACGGAGCGAGUCAGAAACAAAACCAUCCACGCCAAGAGAAGUGAAAACACGGAAUGAGAGAAGAGUCAGCACCCAGAAAAGAGACGGGAUUUCGCAGCCCGACGGGAACCCAGCACACGUCUCCCCGAGCGAAAGGGUUCGGUGUCCUCUCCUGAAUUUCCAAUGUUCAGCUUUUAGCCUAUUUAAAAAAAAAAACCACAAAAAAAACCAACGAAAACGACAAAAAAAACAAAAACGAAACGAAAAAAAAAACAAACAAAAAACCAAAACCAUUUUUUUUUUGGGUAACCUUUUAAUUUUCCGCUCUUUUCUGGCUGGGUUUUUCUGUUGGUUUGGUUUCUGCUUCUCGGAGCAGCGGGCGAGACGAGACGCCGUCGCCAGCUCUGCUCUCGGAGGAGGGGAAACGGCAGCGGGAAACCCCAGCCGGGAGAGGCGGAGGCGAAGGAGACCCGCUCCGUCUGCGCCGAGCGUGCGCCGAGCUCGUGGCCCCGGCCGCCGGCCCGGCGAGCUUGGAGGGAGCGCGAAGCGGCAGGGAGGCGCUCGGCCGGCUCCGCAACGCCCAGCGACUGAGCCUCACUCUUUUCCACCAGCACCGUUCACUGGUGAUAUGGAGCCAACCCAACUGGCAGGGAAGCCGAGAACACACACACCACAACACACACCUUUUCUACAGUAUUUUGGGUGCCUACCACACGGGAAACCUUGAAGAAAGCAAAUUCUAGAAGCCGCUGUUACCUCUUGUUUACAGUUUAUAUAUAUAUGAUAGAUAUGAGAUAUAGAUAUAUAUAUAUAUAAAAGGUACUGUUACUACUGUACAACCUGACUUCAUAAUGGUGCUUUUAAACAGCGGGGUGAGUCGAGACAUCAGCUUCCAUGUUGCCUUACGUGCCGGGCCUUUCCGAGCGAGCGGCGCGGGAGGGGGCCGGGGCGGCGGCCGGGCGGGAAGCGUCUCCAUCCCGAGUCAUGCAAUAACCUUUUUCUGUCCUAAAAGGAAGCGCCUCCCUCGGCGACGGUGGUGGCCGCCCUGCCCUGCCCGGCCCUGCCCGCGCUGCCCGCCCUGCCUGCGACGCGCACAAACGUACUGGUGCUCUUCUGCGUACGUGGCGUCCCCGGCCGGGCCGGUGCUGGUUGUCCCCCCUCCCCGACCCGGCGGCAGCGGCGGGGUGUUCCUGCCUGCUCCUGCCCGCAGGUGCUGCCUGCCGGGCCGGCACGGGGCACGGGUGCUGUGAAUCGGGCUCUUGCCGAAAGCUGUGGCGGUGUCGCGCCGGCAGAGACGCGGGCAGGGCGGGAGGCAGGCAGGGAGCGAGCGUGGGACGGAGCGGUGCCGGAGCGUGGCUGGGGCGCUUCCGGCGCGGGACGGGGACGGCUGCGGGUCCCCGGACCCUGGUGCUAACAUCCGCGGGGCCGGGCUGGUCGGGCAGGAGGGCGAUGCCCCGGUGAGCCGGGAUGGGACCUCGGUGCUGCCCGCGGCGGCGCCUUGUGCACCGGGCAGCUCGGGGCAUCGCUCCUCUGUCCGAGCGUGGGUUUGGAGCAACUGUGUCCCGUUGGUGCCCCGUGCCGGGGGUGGCCCCGUGCCCCCUUUCCGGGGUGAUGGGUGCCCGAGAGGUGCACGGUGGGCAUGGGGAUGCCGCAGGAGCAGUGGUGUCGGUGUCGAGGGCAGGCAGCCCCGGCCGCAGGGGGCCGGGUGCCGCAACGGCGUUGGCGGUGCAGAGGGGAGCCGUGGUGCGUGCAGGCAGUGUGCAGGCAGGACGCGGGCAGGUGCUGGCAUUGCUGUGGAUGGUGCUACUUGUCUGGCAGCUGUGGGUGCCGCAGGAGGUCGGUGGGUCCGGCUCGGUGCGGGGGCAUUGCCCCACAUCCCCGGUGCCCACUGGGGUGGCCGGAUCCUGUGCCUGGUGCUGGAGCGGAGGGGCUCUGGCGGGGGCAGGGACUGGUGCUACGGCGCGGGGGAGGCUCUCGAGGGUCUCCGGCCCGUUGCCGUCUCUUCUCUAACUGUGAAAGGUGCUGGGGGUCCGCGUGCAGGCAGGGGCCGCCGGCCGCUCGGUGCGGGGUGCUGGCUAAUUGGCAGCGAGCCACGCCGGUGGCCCCGGGGUGCUGAGAGGUGCUGAGAGGUGCUGGGACCGACAGUGGCGGGGGCAGGCGGGGGGUGGCCCCGGGGCCCCCCCCACCUCCCCACCGCGCCUGGUGCUACCGGGGUUUCGGAGGCCCCUCUUGUCGGUGUGGACGGCGCGGGGAGCUGAGCGGGCGCAGGGCGGCCGCCGUGGGGGGCACCGCGGGGCCCAGCUUUGCCAGGUGGUAAAGGAGGCGAGGCGGGACGCGGCCCCCCGGCCCCGGUGCUGAGCCGUGGCUGUGGGCUCCGGCUUGGUCCCGGGGCCGGAUCCCGCGCUGCCCUGCAGCGCCGGGGCGAGUCUGGCACAGGACUGCUGCACCGCGCGCGAGUCCCGCCUGCUGUGGCAGCACCGGGCACGGGCCUUGCACGGCCCUGCAGCGCUGUUUGCAGGUCCUGUGUGGCCCGCAGCACUGGGUGCAAGUGCUACGUGGCCCUGGAGCGCUGGGUGCAGGUCCUGCACGGCCCCGCAGCAUCACACGCGAGUCUUGCAUGGCCCUGCAGCACCGCUCGCAGGUCCUGCACGGCUCUGCAGCACCAGCUGUGGGUCCUGCACUGCCCUGCAGCGCUGUCUGCAGGUCCUGCAUGGCCCACAGCACCGGGUGCAAGUGCUUCAUGGCCCUGCAGCGCUGUUUGCAGGUCCUGCGUGGCACUGCAGCACUGGGCGCGAGUCUUGUGUGGCCCUGCAGCGCUGGGUGCUGGUCUUGCAUGGCCCCGCAGUGCUGGGUGCUAGUGCUGCACAGUCCUGCAGCACUGUUUCCAAGUCCUGCAUGGCCUUGCAGCGCCGGGUGCAAGCGCUACACGGCCCUGCAGCACCAGGUGCAAAUCCUGCACAGCUGUGCAGCACCCUUGGUGAGCCUUGUAGGGCCCUGCAGCACCGUUUGCGGGUCCUGCACGGCCCUGCAGCGCCGGCUGGGAGCCUGGCGCGGCCCUGCAGCAGGGUUUGGGGGGUCUCGGCGGGCCCCGCCACACCGCACCGGCCUGGCGCAGCGCCGCAGCGCUUCCCUGGGACCCUCUCAGCCCCGCGGCACCUUUCACGGGCCGGGUCCCAGCCGGCUCUGCAGCACGGUGUGCCGGCCUGGUGCGGCGUUGGCGCGUCCCAGGCGGUUCCUGCACCUGCCCCGGGCGCCCGCAGCUGGGACGCCCAGGCCGGUGCCGGAGCCGGUGCCAGAGCCGGUGACGGAGCCGGUGCCGGCGGGAAGCAGGUUCCCGUCGCGGCACAACUGGAAAGGCACCAGGGCGGCGCCGGGCUCGGCUCGGUGGUGCCGGGGGCACGUCGGCAGCUCCGCGGCAGCCGCCGGCGGUGGUGGGGACCGUGGGGACGCCUGGGGAAAGAGUUCAGUUUUUAACGUACCCGACUCACAUCUUUUUUUAAAACAAACAGACAAAUUUUGUUGCACAGCCCUAGAUGAAACAGUAAAAACAAAAAAAAAAAGCCUAAAUUCCUUAAGAUCCGCCGA